AUGUCCGAGGGGAUAAAGAAGAAUGUGAAGUCAUUCACUCCUUAUAUUGCAAGACCUUCUGAUAUUGCAUCUGUGGAUGCUUCACUUGAUCCUAUGAGAUAAUUUAAAGUAAGAGUCUAAAGUUCACACGAUCCCCAGGUUUAAUAGUUAUCAACUGAUUAACCUUUAUCUAACAACCUCUUUUUCAACCCUUAAUAUACUACAUUUGAUAUUUCCCAAAGAGUAUCAUUUGAUGGCAAUAAUGAUUUUAUGUUUAACAAUUUAAGAGGACCAUUUGUCAACAGUUCUCUUGAUAGUAAACUUAUUCAAAAACCUUUUGAUAUCUUUUAAUCCUAAAAUAGACAAAUCAAUCCAAUGAUGUCUUAUUUUUUUAACUCACCUAGAUAAUCAUUUUAUCCAUUCUUACAACAACAACAAUAACAAAACGAAUUACCACCAUAUUCUAAUACUAGUUUAGAUAGAUAAUUUAAAGUAACUUAAAUUAAUUCUCCUUCAUAAUUUAUUGUUAGACCUCCUUCAAUUUAAAAAUUACAAUUGAAUUCAAACUUAAACCAUUUUAAAAAAGAGGAAUUAAAAUUACUUAAUCAAGAAGACUCUUGUGAAAGUGAAGUUGUUAAUAAGAGUGAAAGUAGUUGGAAUGAAAAUAAAAAUGAUAAAAAAGUAAUCAAAAUUAGUAAACGUACUACUAGAAAGAGAUGUAUAUUUUAAGAAAGCUCAGAUUCUUAUAAGAUUAAUAGAAAAAAGAAAGGAUCUAAAGUAAAUGAUACUAAGAAUAUUACAAAGAAUUUCUCAAAAGCAAUUAUCUCAUAUAUUAUUAAUAAUGAAGAAUUGAUUUUAGAAUUUAUGAAGAAGGAUUAAUAUGAUAAUUUUAUUUAAUUAUUGAAAACAAAGAAAAAUUAAAUGACAAAUAUAAAAUAACUUAGAGAUCUAUGGGUUGAUGGAGGAAAGAACCCUGAAUUUAAUAGAGUUUUUCGAAUCAUAAGGUAUUUUGUUCAUCUAUAUCUUAGCUAGUAUUUUUUAAAAAACUAAUCUAUUGCUUAUGUAUAUAAUUCACGUAUUUCAAACACAGCUUGGCAUUUAAAAUACAGACAAAAUCUAUUAAGGGCCCUAAAAGAGCCUUAAAAUUUUAAAUUCAUCAAAGAUAUAUGA
Molecule: messenger RNA, 1149 nt
Organism: Paramecium pentaurelia
Lineage: Eukaryota; Ciliophora; Oligohymenophorea; Peniculida; Parameciidae
Source: the annotation of a GenBank genome assembly